Molecule: messenger RNA, 1208 nt
Organism: Castor canadensis (American beaver)
Lineage: Eukaryota; Metazoa; Chordata; Mammalia; Rodentia; Castoridae
Gene: Coq5
Product: coenzyme Q5, methyltransferase
Biological process (GO): ubiquinone biosynthetic process
Molecular function (GO): 2-methoxy-6-polyprenyl-1,4-benzoquinol methyltransferase activity
Source: RefSeq, a predicted model, not a curated record
UCAAGAUGGCGGCCCCUAUGAGCUAUGUUCUAUGGAGGUUCUGCGGCCCCAGGUGGUCGCGGGCGUUGCGGGGCUGCGGCCUCCCUGUGCUUCAGAGCUCCUGGUCUGGGGGUCCGCUGGGUGCGCGGCUCUUGUCCCAAGAGAAGCGAGCAACGGAAACGCACUUCGGGUUUGAGACCGUGUCGGAGAAGGAGAAGGGGAGCAAAGUCUAUCAAGUGUUUGAAAGUGUGGCCAAGAAAUAUGAUGUGAUGAAUGAUCUGAUGAGUCUUGGCAUCCAUCGUGUUUGGAAGGAUUUGCUGCUCUGGAAGAUGCACCCAUUACCCGGCACCCAGCUGCUCGAUGUUGCUGGAGGUACAGGUGACAUUGCAUUUCGGUUCCUUAAUUAUGUUCAGUCACAGCAUCAGAGAAGACAGAAGAGAAAGUUAAGGGCCCAGCAAAAUUUAUCAUGGGAAGAAAUUGCCAAACAGUACCAGAAUGAUGAAAGGGAUUCCUUGGGUGGUUCCCACGUUGUGGUUUGUGACAUCAACAGGGAGAUGCUAAAGGUUGGAAAGCGGAAAGCCUUUGACCAAGGAUACAAAGCUGGACUUGCUUGGGUGCUGGCAGAUGCUGAAGAACUACCUUUUGAUGACGACAAGUUUGAUGUUUACACCAUUGCCUUUGGGAUCCGGAAUGUCACUCACAUUGAUCAGGCACUUCAGGAAGCCCAUCGGGUCUUAAAGCCAGGAGGACGGUUCCUUUGUUUGGAGUUUAGUCAAGUGAACAAUCCCAUUGUGUCCAGGCUGUAUGAUCUAUAUAGCUUCCAGGUCAUUCCUGUCCUAGGAGAGGUCAUUGCUGGAGACUGGAAGUCCUAUCAGUACCUUGUGGAAAGUAUCCGAAAGUUCCCAUCUCAGGAAGAGUUCAAGGAGAUGAUUGAAGAUGCAGGUUUUCAGAAAGUGACUUACGAAAGUCUAACUUCAGGCAUUGUGGCCAUUCAUUCUGGCUUCAAACUUUAACUUGUUUCCUAUCUGGAGUGUGAACCAGUCAUAUCCUAUUGGAGCCUGGAACUGAAGGAUAAUUUGGCUGAAGAGACAGCAGCUGAGCAAGCACUUCCUCUUAAGGAUAUGAACCUUAGCCAGGCACCAGUGGCUCAAGCCUGUAAUCCUAGCUACUCAGGAGACAGAGGUCAGGAGUAUCAUGGUUCAAAGCCAGCCCACACAAAUAGUUGGUGA